Brachypodium distachyon (stiff brome) is the source of this 3356-nucleotide messenger RNA. Its product is annotated as scarecrow-like protein 3. Gene Ontology annotation, molecular function: DNA-binding transcription factor activity; sequence-specific DNA binding. The record is from RefSeq and is a predicted model, not a curated record. The transcript has 3 exons. Bases 1637 to 2965 code for a protein of 442 amino acids. NCBI's taxonomy places the organism in Eukaryota, Viridiplantae, Streptophyta, Magnoliopsida, Poales, Poaceae. Gene Ontology annotation, biological process: regulation of DNA-templated transcription. Gene Ontology annotation, cellular component: nucleus.
UGAAUUGUGGCGAUGUCUAUACCUUACAUGCGACCAGGAUCUCAUCCUCAGAGCCGCUUCAUGUGGGCAACGACACCUUCAGUCCACUGCAACAGAGCCGAUGCCACCACAAAUCUCCGUGACAGGUAUGCCACGCCUCAUGGCUUCGCAUUACCAUUAGCGAUUUGACGGACAUUUAUGUGGAUUUCUUCGAUGAGGUAGGUGUUUGGAAUGCAAAAUACAUUGGUAAGUCGAGUUGAAGAAUACAGAUUGUCAGAUUGACGGACUCAUGGUGUUAAUCUCUUACAUAUUUUUGCAAAAGAAAAAAGACACUUCCUUCAGAUUGUAGCUGCAGAUCCUCAGUGAUUAGUGUGCUGACAGCUAAUUGAAUAGUCAAUACAUAUUUUGAUUUAUGUUUUCAUGGCCAUUGUGAGGCUAUUGCUGGGUUGCAUUAGCUGCUAGCCAACUUUACAAGUUCUGUGAAAUUUAGAUUGCCCAUGACGCUGCUUAGUUCUUAUACUUGUCAGUUAUCAUGUUCUUUUUGUUGUGUUCCAUGCAUCCUAUCAAUUUGCGAUAUACAUAUAUCCGGCUAAAUGGACAUGAGCAUCAAGUAUCACCAUCCAGUAAUCUAUUUUUGUGUCGGUGCCAUGCAAAGGAGAAAUAUGUAAAAUUGCCCCCAAGUAUUGCAUUCCUGGUACGAUUUUUUAUCGUUACUUCCUCUGUUUUUUUCUGUCUUUGUCUGAAAACACAAUUCAGAUUUUUGUUUGCUUGAUCAACAGUAUUUCACUCAAACCAGUGUUAGGUACUCUCUUUCUGGCAAAAGUUUAGGUUGAAUAAGACAAUAUGCAAAUAAUUUCAUGGUUGUUGAUGGCUGAGUAUUUUUUUUCUAUGGGUUUUGACUUUGAAUCUGUCGCUAAAUUUGCCACAUUACCGCACUUGCUGAAAGAAAGGCUGUGUUCACUAAGGCACUGGUCACGUGGCAAUUUCUGAUUAGCUGAGGUGCUCACCGGUGUUCGUACAAACUAUUUUGGGCCUUCCCGACAGGAUGUUUGGGUUUGCCGGUUUGCCAAGCAUGCAUCCAAUCACCACCACAUGUUGCCUAGCAACUAAAAGUAAUUCAUGCUGACCAUGACUGCUGCAAAAUUCUAAAGAUAAUAACAAUAUAUACUGCAUCAGUUUUGUCACUUUAACUUGUAUGUAGACGACAAAUCUAUUCUGAAAAUACCAGUGUAGUACACACUCUUGUUACUCAUUAGCCCAUAAUCAAGGAGGAUUUAUCAAUAUGCAAUUCCAUCAGUGAUAGAUAGAUGGAAGCUUCCUAUAACUUUCAGAUAGUAGUCUUCCAUAGUCCGAUGAGAUUGACUGCAAGAUUUGUCUGUUUCUGCCCAGUGGAUAUGAAGAAAUCAAAGGAAUAAACCAAAAAUUCCAAUAGUAUUCCUUGGAUAUGUCAAUAUGCCAAACUUUGCCAAUUGUAUUCUGUGUAGAGUAAAAGCUUCUUAUCUUGUUCCUAUCUGUUAAUGAUGGCUUAGACAUGCAGUUCUAUAAAUGUAGCUGUGCAUCAAAAGCCAGAGUUGUUCCAGCCAAGACACCCAACUGAACACUAGUUCCUAUAUACUUGUACGAACACACCAAUCCUUCCUUAGGAGGGUAGAAAACAAUGCACGGGGCAGGUUCGCAGGAGCAGCGCAUGCAGGAUCACUUGGCGCAGCUUGGCCCGGUCUUGUGUGAGUGUGCGGUGCAUGUAACCGAAGGAUCCUUUGACAAGACUGACUGCAGCCUUAGGAAGAUCAGAGAGCUUGCCUCAAUAGUUGACGGGCCGCUUCAGCGUCUGUCCUUGAUCAUUGCCGACAGCCUAUUCCGCCGCCUUCUACGCCCUAUGCAGGGCUUUGCUUCUGCGCUCAUCGAUCCAUCUCGUUACCUUGAGAAGUGGUGCCUCCGUGUUGCCCGCAACAGCUUCGCCAGCAUCAGUCCCUACCUGGCCACAGGCUUUGUCACUAUUAACCGGGCUAUCCUGGAGCAAGUUCAAGAUAAACAGCUGCAGGUUGUCCGCAUCAUUGACUUGUCGGGCUCAACCACCCACCAAUGGCAGUGGCUCAAGAUUCUACAUGACUUCCAUGGCCGCCCUGGCGGGCCACCCGAACUACGACUGACUGUUGUCCAUGAAGACAGCGAGUUCCUGGACUACAUGCAGACGUUGCUCUCUAAGCAAGCUGGCACCCUGAUGCCAUCGUUCCAUUUCGACAAGGUGGUUGGGAGACUCGAGGCGCUGGACUUCAGCAAUCUCCGUGAGAUCCUCAAGAUAAACUUCGGCGAGGCGGUCGUGAUCAGCUGCGCUCUACAGAUGCACCGCCUUCUCGCCGUUGAUGAUGAUGACGACGCGAGCCGCGACGGCAUUGCUCAGCUCCAGCAGAUGGCGAACAAGGCUCACCUCAAGCAAAUGAUGAUGGCCAGCAGCCCGAGAUCGACACUGAGCUAUCCACAGACACCAUCCCCCCAACGUCAGAUACCAAAGUUGCUGGUGAGCUUCCUCUCUGCCGUCCGCGCGCUCAAACCGAAUAUCGUUGUGAUGAUGGAGCAAGAAGCAGACCACAAUGCCCCGCUGUUCCGCGAACGGUUCGCCGAGAUGCUCCGAUACUACGCCGCCCUCUUCGACAGCCUCAACGCUGCGGCGGCUGGCCGCGAAGAUGACGAGCGGGCUCGCGUGGAGAGGGUGCUCCUCAGGGAGGAGAUCAAGAACAUGCUGGUGUGCGAGGGGGCCCAGCGGCACGAGCGGCAUGAGAAGCUGAGCCAGUGGGAGAUGCACAUGAACCGGUGCGAGUUUCAGUCUGUGCCACUCAGCUUCGACGCCAUUAGGGAGGGCAAAGAGAAGAUGAUGAGCUCCGGGCUGAAAGAAUGCCGCGGCAUCGAAGAAGACAAGCAUCGCCUUCUGCUGUCCUGGGGUGAGACGCAUCUCUACUCCGUCUCCGCAUGGAGGCCACGUGGAUAGAUCGAUGUGUGCCAAGUAAUGUUGCCAGACAGUGCAGUAUGCCUCUCCGUUCAUGGCGAUUUCUGGAGCUGCAGAGAAGACAUUGAUGCAGAGCGUAUUUUUUAGACAAAUCAAGAAUUUAUUGCUCCAUGUUGCUGCUGCGUAGAAGACGCUGUUGCUUUUUGGCAACUCAAACUGAUUGGUGUGAAGCUUAGGUAUGUCCAUUGUGUUUGUCCAAGUCUGUUUUCGGACUAGGAUAUGUUCUUUAUGGUCCGAUUUUUUUUAUACUGAUGCUCUCCAGUUGAACAUUGGAAAAGACAGCAGAAUUGAAUUGGUUUUGGAGACCUGCAAAAACAAUGUACUAUCCGACUGACAAGUUUGAACAAUGCAGUCUCUUGUGAUUGACAUGUCA